This is a messenger RNA of Cryptotermes secundus, 2998 nucleotides long. Its product is annotated as armadillo-like helical domain-containing protein 3. Gene Ontology annotation, cellular component: cytosol. The coding region runs from base 237 to 2270 and encodes 677 amino acids. The transcript is spliced from 16 exons. Gene Ontology annotation, biological process: regulation of Golgi organization. The record is from RefSeq and is a predicted model, not a curated record. Lineage: Eukaryota; Metazoa; Arthropoda; Insecta; Blattodea; Kalotermitidae.
GUCGAUUUCGUUCCUCUGAGUGAAGUCCGCCAAGCAUAGUUCGGACAACCACGGCCUCGUUCGCAUUCUGGCGAAGAAUAGCAGCUACUUCUCUAAUAUCUGGAUAAGGGUUACCCGAGCCCCUGGGGCCUAAGUACUCGGAAUGUCUUAAUAGCAACAUGGCCUUUGAGGCCCAGUGGGCAGCACAAAAAAAAACGGGCAUGUAUUUUUGAUUGAACUAACUUCAGAUAGCUGUCAUGACAUCACGAAAGAGAAGUGGGUCUGGUUCGAAAAGACAACUGAAGGAGAAAGUUGUACAGAUUUAUGAGUUAUUCUUUAAAGGUGAAGACCCAUCAUUAGGAAACCCAAAUUUUUGGGAUGAACUCUUUCUUCUUAAACCCAAAGUUUCCAGCCUGGAGGCAGAAAUUCAGAAACUAAAUGGAGAACAACUGAUAGCAAUAAAGGAGAAUAUCAGUGCUCUCUUCAAGCACUGUAUUGCAACUUUAGGACAUGAACAUCACAUACGUGUUGUAUAUGCUUUACAGACACUUUGUGCUGUAAUCCAUAGCAUCUAUAAAAAAACUUCAGCAGAAUUUGGGUUUGAUGUGAUCAACAUCCUCAUGGGUUUUGAAGUUGCCGAUCAGAUGAUGCAGAUGUUACUGGAUCACUGUAGUAAUUUUUUGACUGGUGAAUAUCCAACUAGCCUCAAAGCCCUCUGCCUUAAGCUCCUACUGGUGUUGGUGACAGGAACUGACAAUGUUAGUCAGAACACACUGCUAGAGUACCUCAUGGUAAACAUCAUAUUUGAAGCACUCAUACAGUUGCUUAGUGAACCUACAAACAGAAUGCAGCAUGGCCAUGAUGCAGUUCUAUUGCUGACCCUCCUUGUGAACUAUCGGAAGCAUGAAUCAACUAAUCCAUACAUUGUCAAGCUGUCUAUUCUAGAUGAUGAACUGGCUUUGAAUGGAUAUGGCCAGGUUGUCAUUACAUCCUGUUUGACAGAAUUCUGUCGUCAAUUUAUGACCCAACAUAUGGAACCACAAUCAGCCAGUUGGCUCUCAUCCCUGACAAACAUGGUGGGCAACAUGUUUGUAUCUGAAGAGGGUGGAGUUCGGACACAGCAGAUACGGGCCAACAAUGCAGUUUUGGUGGCACUGUAUGAAGCAGUACAUCUGAAUCGCAACUUCAUCACCACGCUUGCACAUACACAGACUGACACCAGUGCCCCUCCGUCCCCAAGUAAUACGCUCAAUUCAUCACAACCAACUCCAGAUCUUUCUGUUCCUCCAGUAGUUGACAUAUUUGCUCAACCAUCAAACUUACUUAUUACAUUUUUCCAGUACUGUUCAAUAGUGAUGCAAGACACAAAAUCAGAAGCAAGUAUGAGCAACGUGAAGUUGUGUUUCCUCAUACUCACAUGUAUAUCAGAAGACCAGUAUGCCAAUUCACUUAUGCAUGAUGUCAAUCUUGUAUUCAAAGUACAACUACACCGUCUGCCAAUGAGGCAUCGUAAAGUUGCACCUGACAAAGUAUCACCCUCACAACCACUUGCCUCCACUCUAUUGGAUUUAUUGGUGGAAUUCAUAAUGAGUCAUAUGAUGAAGAAGCUACCCAUGGAGUUAUAUUUGCAUUGUGUGGGGGUGAUACACCGGGUGCUGUGCUAUCAGAAACGUUGCCGAGUACGACUCAACUACCAGUGGAAGGAACUCUGGACAGCCCUCAUUACACUAUUAAAGUUUCUUCUUGCUAAUGAAAAUCAUUUGGCAAAGAAGAUGAAUAUCUUCCACCUAGCACUUCAGGUUGUGAACAUUUUCAACUUGUUCAUCACAUAUGGGGACACAUUCCUACCAUCACCAGGCAGCUAUGAUGAAUUGUAUUAUGAACUGAUUCGUAUGCAUCAAGUUUUUGACAACCUCUACUCAAUGGCUUUAAGGUACACGACAAUUGAUGGUGAAUUUAAGGACAAUGCUUUGAGACUGACAAACAGCUUAAUAAAUAUAAGGGCCAUUAUCAACCACUUCUCUCCUAAAAUUGAUGCAUGGUUGGCUAGUCAAGGAUUGUCCACUCCCUCUGAAGACCAGAUAUUAGAUGUUGUGCGAAAGAACUAUGAUAGUCUAACUCUGAAGCUGCAGGACAGUUUGGACCAGUAUGAACGAUAUACAGAGAAACCACGCCAUGCAGCAUUCUUCACAGCAAUGGUUCGCAGCGUGGUGAAUGAUACCAGACAAAACAUAGACUUUGCAUCAUUAGACCUUCAUGUUGUUCUUCAAGAAUUUUCAUCAAUUGCUUGAGGUUCCUUAUAUUAAACAUGUACUCAGCAAGACUUAAGAAGUUUAUAUUUCCAAUUAACUGUAUUAUAUUUGAGAAAUUAUGAUUGCUGAAGCUUGGAAAUUCUUUGAAAAACUUAAAAAAAAAGCAUAUGUUGUAGAAUAAAUGUAAAUAGAAAACCAUUUUAUACUUUGAGUUGUUUGUUGUGUACAUUAGCAUUAUUGUACAGCAUCACUAAAUGCAAAAAUACUGAACUUUGAGCCAUAUAUAUAAUUCAAUGGUUUCACAUAUUUUCACUUCAAAGACACCUUUAUUAAAAAUCUGAAUAAUCAUACUCCAUCUUGUUUCAUUUCUCUCUUUACACUAAUGUAACUAGGCCUAUCCUUCGUCCCCCUUCUGAAAAGAAAGAUGCUCUGAAGUAUGAAACUAGAACAGACUGCAAAAAAUUAUUUUGAAACCAUAAUGUUGGAAUACCACCCACAUUUCAUUCCGUUGUGUAUAUUUGCCAUAAGAAAUCACUGCCAGUGCUAUCACCUGAUGGGUGACUGGUUGUUUGUUACCAUUAUGUGUAUAAAUAUUUUCUGUUAUGGAUGUCAUACAUGUACAAAGAAACUUAAAUAUAUCUUGUCAAAGCUGGAAGGGUAAGUAUAUACAGCAUCUCUCAACCCCUGAUAAUAGAGCAGGCUCUGAAAUGGAUACAGAUUCUGUAUUGACAUGGCUCAUUGUGCCUGAAUGAGUGAGUGAUCGAAUA